GCCAUAUCCUCCGCAACGAGCCAUAAAUAGCACAUCCACCCGGGCUCUAUUCGACAGAAGAAAAAAAUCUCCAACCGCUAUUUUAUAGUAUUUCCUCCUUCCUAAUAAUUAGCUUAUUCCAUUGUUCCCAUAAAGAGACCAAUGACAAUGAAGCUUGCCAUAACCCUCCUAGUGACCCUGCCAUUAUUGGUCAGCAGCCAGAAAUGUGGCGGGGCACAUAUUAAAUCCGGUCAAGCAACUUGUACCUGUAACCCUGAUGGCAGUAUUUCCUGCAGUUCAUUCCAAAUCUGCGGUGUCGGCAAUAACAAUGCGCAAGCACAAAUUACUGCUGACUUUACUGCUACUGUGACUUGCAGAAACAAAGGAGGCAAUAUCGUUGAAGUCAAGACGCAGAACGUCCCUGCCGAAAACUCUUCACCAAUCCUCAGGCCCGAUAGAAAUGGUUGCUUGACGGUCCCAUCGCUGUCUGUAACAGCGCCACAAGACCAGGAUUUCUUUGAUGCUGCAGUUUGCCCAAACGGAAACUGGGAGAAGUCUCUCAGAGGAAAUCCCACGACGACUGGCUUCAGCUAUGAUGUAUUUUUCCCUAGCUCUGGAUGUGAAUUUGUCUCGAUCGACACAUGUGCUUGAUGAAGUGCAACUUUUCAAAAGGCGUAUUCUUUGCGACAAACUGGAGAGCGGUGCAAUGGUCAAUUCCAUGAGGACGAAUUUUAGCUAUAAUCUUGUCUGGUUUCAUAUGUUUGUUUAUCUAGCUGACACAUGUGUUUGAUUGAACACAACUUUCAAAAGUAAUAUUCUUUGUAAUUAACUUGGAGGGGAGAGGUGUAAUGGGUAAAGUGAUUCCUUUCUAAUUAUGGGCCGUGUCGGCGAAUUUGUCUUUUCAUUCAAGUCUAUUAAAUAAUCACCCAUUGAUCUGAUGAAUGG
Aspergillus wentii DTO 134E9 is the source of this 924-nucleotide messenger RNA. RefSeq lists its product as uncharacterized. The record is from RefSeq and is a predicted model, not a curated record. The transcript has a single exon. Bases 148 to 630 code for a protein of 160 amino acids. Lineage: Eukaryota; Fungi; Ascomycota; Eurotiomycetes; Eurotiales; Aspergillaceae.